CCCCAUUGUCCCAUCCUGUGAAGCCUGGGGACUCCUGAUCUAUCCAAGAGGGAAGAAGGAGUCCAGAAGCCAACCGGUCAGACCACCGCUGUAGGCAUUCUGGCAUCCCCGCUGUGCAGGUGAGAGUGAACACUGGAACCAUGCAGGGGAUCUGGAUGGUGCUGUUGGCACUGGCAUUGGGCACCUAUGGGAAGCUUGCUAUGGCCUUACAGUGCUAUACCUGUCCGGAUCCGGUGAGCGCGUCCAACUGUGUCACCAUCACCACCUGCCACAGCGAUGAAAUCAUGUGCAAGACCACACUCUACUCCCGGGAUAGUGUGUUCCCUUUCCUGGGAGACUCCACGGUGACCAAGUCCUGUGCCAGCAGGUGUGAGCCUUCAGACGUGGAUGGCAUUGGGCUAACCCGGCCAGUGUCCUGCUGCAAUUCUGAUCUAUGCAACGUGGAUGGGGCACCGAGCCUGGGCAGCCCUGGUGGCCUGGUCCUUGCCCUGACACUUCUCUUUCUCUUGGAUCUCCUGCUGUAAAGCCAAGGCCACCUGGUUCCACCUUGUCCUGGACAGCCCAGUUCCCUGAUGCCUUAAAGAAGUACAACAGCCA
Messenger RNA from Meriones unguiculatus (Mongolian gerbil), 597 nucleotides. RefSeq names its product ly6/PLAUR domain-containing protein 2. The transcript is spliced from 4 exons. The record is from RefSeq and is a predicted model, not a curated record. Gene Ontology annotation, molecular function: acetylcholine receptor inhibitor activity. Bases 141 to 524 code for a protein of 127 amino acids. NCBI's taxonomy places the organism in Eukaryota, Metazoa, Chordata, Mammalia, Rodentia, Muridae.